AUGGCGAUGGCAAACACACAACCGCCGCCUGCCGCCUCUUGGGCCUCUCUCCCACUCGAACUCAUCGAGCUCGUUGUUGGCAGGCUAUCAAUUUACGACACCUUGGUCCUCUCAGGCACCAGCAGAAGCCACCGCAAGCUGCUGCUCCCAGUCGUUGCGCGCGAGGCUGUCAGCAAAUACCCCCAUUUCCUUUUCUGGGCCUGCUCGCUUGGCUGCGUCGGCCUCGUCGAUCUGUUGCUAUCGUCUGGGGCGGACCCAAACACGUGCUUCGAGAUAGACGAAGAGGAGAUACUCGCCGUUCCCCCACACCCUUCUCGCACGCCCGACUGUUCCCCCCGCGACCUGCUGGACCGGGUCUACCGACAUGGGAAAUGGGACACAUUCGAGGAUCCUUCUCGCUCGGGGAACUUACCCAGAUACGUAACGACGGAACCACGCGACCCCUGGGACCGUGGCCUUACUGAAUUGGAGUGCCCGAUGCGGUGGUGGUUCCCGCUGCACGCCGCAGCUCAUUAUGGCCAAACGGAUGUUGUCCGGCUGCUUGUAGAGCGCGGGGCCUCUCUCAACACGUCUUCAGCCAACCUGUGCUUCUGCGUGUCCGCAUCCAGCCUGGGUUCUAGCUACCCGCGGUCGGCCGGCUAUGAACGAUGGUACAUAUCUGGCCGCUGGACGCCUCUGCACCACGCGCUGUGUGCAGGGCACCAAGAGACGGCGCUGGUGCUCCUUGAGCUCGGAGCCACCAUGGACAGCCCCUGGCUUUCCGCAAGGUCGGCCAUGGAGAGUGCCGUCAUCUAUGGAUGCACCCGGGUCGUCCACUAUCUGCACCACAAGCACGCCGGCGAGCUGGCCCCCAUCCCAGACGGAUGCAGUUCGGUCGCCCGCUUUGUGCUUGAACACCACGCUGGCGAGGUCGCCUCCCUCACACGCCCUAGGGAGAUGUUGAGCCUCACGGCGUUGGGGUAUCACAUCCUUGGGGUCGAGGCUCCAGAUCUGACUUCCUUGCUCUUGGAGCAAGGCUGCUCGGGUGACGACGGGACCACCUUCGCCGGCACCCAACCGGCCCUCGAACUAGCGUGCAUGACGGGCCGCUUCGACAUCGCCAUCGAGCUUGCUCGGCGGUCCCGGCUCAUCAACGCGAGUGGAAGCUACAGGGAAAAUACGACUCCUCCCCACAACGGAGCCGACGUACACCCACUCCCAACCUUGAAACGCUCUCCUAUGGUGGUUGCCGCCGCCUCAUUGUGCCUGCAGACGCUGGCGAUCCUUGUUGACGCUGGAGCCAGCGUGAACCAAGAAGACAGCGAGGGCCGGUUCCCUCUGGCGUCUGCGGUGGCCGAGUGGCCAAGUGAAUGGAUUCUACCACAGUUCAAACAAGACUUCGCUGAACGAGAACCGCUGCCAACAAUCAAGCUGCUGCUCGAGCACGGGGCCAUUGCUGACCAGAGGAGCUCAGUCACGAGGCGGACCGCUCUGUGGGAAGCAUGCCGGAAUGGAAGCCUCUCCGUCGCGGUGACCAUACCCUGCAUCGACGAGCUCAUCCAGCACGGCGCCACCGUCGAUACAUCUGUCGCCACCUCAAUUGCUCGAGGCGCGGAUAUCGAGACUGCUCUCCCGGACGUCGUUGGUGUCUGGCGGGCAUUGGUCUCGACGACGUGCGCCCAAGAUGCCCCCCGGGGAGACAAGGAGGCGUUUGCGGCGGCGUACGCGCAAGCUCAGGCCGCUGUCAUUUUCCUGCUCGACGUCGGCCGCGAGAAGCUCCUGUCCAGCCCAGAUUUAUUCUGGGAAGCGACAAAACAUCCAGACUGGCCAUUUGCUAUUGGUCUCCUCGGCGCGGGCCCUCCUGAUAUCCACUGGUCGCCGCCCCUUGCGGAACGCGAAGAGCAGCUGGUCGAGGGAACAUGCUUGCACAACCUCAUCAAGGGAAAGAGUUACUUCCACGCUCCAAAAAGGCAUGCAGAAGCCCUGCUAGAACAGCUGAUCCAGCUAGGGAUCGACAUCAACAAGGGGAACCCUUUAGGCCUUGCCCUGGGCCACGGCAGAUCGAACCUGGCGCUGCGUCUGCUUGAGGCUGGUGCGGCAAGUCGGCCCGGCGUAGACAGGAACGUGCUCAUCGAAGCCUUAAAGGAGAAUAUUCAUGGAACUCGCGAAGAUCUCUACCAUCGAACUGUGUGGGACGAGGUGGAGGCGAAUCGCCAGACAUGA
Molecule: messenger RNA, 2202 nt
Organism: Microdochium trichocladiopsis
Lineage: Eukaryota; Fungi; Ascomycota; Sordariomycetes; Xylariales; Microdochiaceae
Product: ankyrin repeat-containing domain protein
Exons: 3
Coding region: 1-2202 (733 amino acids)
Molecular function (GO): protein binding
Source: RefSeq, a predicted model, not a curated record